Poecilia latipinna (sailfin molly) is the source of this 705-nucleotide messenger RNA. RefSeq names its product olfactory receptor 9A4-like. Gene Ontology annotation, molecular function: G protein-coupled receptor activity; odorant binding; olfactory receptor activity. Gene Ontology annotation, cellular component: membrane. Lineage: Eukaryota; Metazoa; Chordata; Actinopteri; Cyprinodontiformes; Poeciliidae. The record is from RefSeq and is a predicted model, not a curated record. Gene Ontology annotation, biological process: G protein-coupled receptor signaling pathway; detection of chemical stimulus involved in sensory perception of smell.
AUCUUCAGGUUCAACCCUCGCUACAUCCUUUUCAUCCACUUGGUGCUAAACAAAACACUCCAGAUGACAGUCAGCGUGUCCCUCUACAUCUUAGCCCAUGCCUUCCACACAGUCUAUAUCUUCAGGUUCAACCCUCGCUACAUCCUUUUCAUCCACUUGGUGCUAAACAAAACACUCCAGAUGACAGUCAGCGUGUCCCUCUACAUCUUAGCCCAUGCCUUCCACACAGUCUAUGUCUCCCUGUGCAUGCUCAUCCUCCUGCCGGCUAUUCUCACCACCAUGAACACUCCAUUGAAUCUGGCCUGCAUGGCAGCAGAAUGUUACAUCUCCGUCUGCAUCCCCCUUCGCUAUGACAGUAUAUGUACUGUUAAGAAAACCUACAUUGUCAUUGGCAUUAUGUGGGUGAUAAGCUUGCUCACUAUUCUACCUGACAUCUUUAUUCUUUUGAUUACUGAAGAGCUGCAUUUUUUGAAAACGAGAGUUUUCUGUGACAGGGACAGAGUGUUCAGAGGCAGCUACAGUAAAAAUAAGAUGCAUCCCACAUUUUUUCUGGUGGUUGUUUGUCUCACUCUGUUCUACACUUAUUUCAGAAUUUUCCUUGUGGCAAAAGCUGCAAAUUCUGAUGCUAAAAAAGCAAAAAACACAAUUCUGCUUCAUGGUUUUCAGAUGUUGAUGUGCAUGACAUUAUCAUUCCUCGCUGUCUAA